Molecule: messenger RNA, 1110 nt
Organism: Vigna unguiculata (cowpea)
Lineage: Eukaryota; Viridiplantae; Streptophyta; Magnoliopsida; Fabales; Fabaceae
Product: NAD-dependent protein deacetylase HST1-like protein
Biological process (GO): morphogenesis of a branching structure
Source: RefSeq, a predicted model, not a curated record
UUGACCUCCACACUCCUUCACCCAUUUCAAUAUUACCCAGCACAGCCCCAUUCUCUGGCCAGCUUUUCUGAACGAGAAAAACAAUGAAGAUCUUCAAUUGGGUGCACAAGAGGUUUCACCAUAACUCUCUGAAAGAUGGGUUUGCUUCAAACAUGAAAAAAACUGAACCUGCAAUUAACAACGCGGAUAGUCAAGCUUUGCUGAAACAAGUUGCCCUUACUGAAUCACUUGGUGGAUGGGAAGACGGCAUUCUAACCAUAGGCACUCUUGGCUAUGAUCCCUUGAAGUCUAUGAAUCCUCACAAAGAAUACUUUGCUUUGGAAAUUGAAGUUGAACAAGAAGAUGGUGAAGGAGAGAACGGCAUCAUGGUGGAUGAGGAGGAGGAAAAGUGCUAUAAUGCUGAGCACGAGGAACUGAAUCCAUUGAUGUACAACACGUUUGAGCACAACUUUGAGGAUAUUGUUAGUGAAAACUAUGAUGAUGGAGAUGUGGUGAGGAGUCUGAACGAAAUUGUGGUGGCUCCACCUGUGAUUUGUGAUGAAGUGAUGGAAUCAUACGAUAUGGAGGCUGAUGAAAAGAAGAAGAAAGGAGAGAGGAUCACAUUGGCUGAUCUGUUCUUAGCUGAUUCUGAUGUUAAGAUAAAGCUUAACCCUGCCAAAGUCUGUCACCUUGCUUCAAGUGAAAAACCAAACCUUAAAGCAAAGCAUGGACUCUCUUUUGCCAAGAAGCUCAUUCCCCGCGUUAAGGACAAUCCCCAUCCAAUGAAAGAUAUAAAAAAACUGAUGAAGAAGAUGUUGAAGAGGAAAAUCCACCCUGAUCUUGAUGUUAAGAAUCUCAAACCAGAAGGGGAAGAAGUGAGUGCAGCAGCUUUAAAUGAUAAUCACAUGAAUGAAGGCAAUGACUCAAGUUAUUUCCUUUCAAUUUAAGGUACUAGCUAGUGUUGAGCUGGUGGGAGUAUCAGUGUUUAAUUAUGUGGAAACGUAGAUUUGUUUAUGAUAUAUGUAAGAUUAAAUACUUAGAUUUUGUUCUUGUUUCUUUAUGACCAAUGCAUUGAACCCAUGUGAUUCUGUAAUUUGUGGUAUCCCUUUGCUUCUGUUGGCUUUAGUUUAA